AGGAGGAUGAUGUGCACAGAAGGGAAGGGACAUAAUUUUGCAAAGCCGCCUCUCCGUUCGCUUCAUUAAACGGAGUGCCUCGUUUUAUGGAUUGCGCGAAUAUCCGUAGCUCCGGCGACCACCGGCUAUUACCGUACUCGAAGCUCCGUUUUUAAAAUAGGAAUAACUAGAAAAAUUGCUUUCUCUCCGCUGAAUGGCUCGUUUCGCAUGUGAAUUAUGUAUGGCGUCUACGUCUCCGUUGGCGACAAGACCAUUAACUUUGUAAAAUGGCUCGUUAAAAUAGCGGCUGGGAGCUUAGCCGACAUCCUGGGAAACGAGGAUAUAGGAAGCACGGAGAGAGAAAGAGAGAGAGAGAGAGAGGGGCGCAACGAGCUAUUUACCGCUUGCAAGCUGCGUAUUAUUGGACGUGCUAUAUCGACGAGCUUGCAAUAUACGCGCAGUGCGCUCUCUCCGGCCGCACGGAGAGGACGCAGGCGAUACGCAAAAUACGAGAGGGCGAGAGGGCCCGGUCGGCGGCCCUUUAAAGAGACGAGAUACCGCGCGCCGACGAGAGGUGAGGAUCCUUCCGCGGGGAACGCGCGCGCCGCUCGCCGCUCGCUUUGACGUCGCGCGACUCCAUCGCAGUGCAUCCUGUAAAACCCUGUAAAUAGAUCCCGUAGGCCUUUAGAUGAACUUAGAGGUAGCCAAUUAGUCAGUGCUGAGACGCAGAGACUAGUUUGCCAGAGUAGAAUCGGGGGGGGGGAGGGGGAAAAUUGCUAAAUGCAAUAGAAUGCGCAUCUUAGAAACCCCGAGCGAGAGUUUUCCUACGGCUCGCUGGCCGGCAAGCAGUGGUGUCGAUUGACUAAUUGCCGUAGUACAAUGUACGCGAGAUUGCGCGCAUUCCAUUGUUCGGCCACAUUGUUCGCUCGCGAGCAGGCACGUAGACCGCUUUAUCGACACCUCGCGUGCUCCGCAAUAACGUAAUUUCACGACGGGACUGAUCUGGCAAUUUUCUUUCCUUCGGGUUGUCUCGAUCGAUCGCGACGUCGCGAGAUCGCACCGCGCCACCGGCCGGGGUGGCGUGUGUUUCUCGUUGAUCGAACGAAUCGUCGGAAAGACAAAAAUAGAGAGAGAGAGAGAGAGAGAGAAAGAGAAAAAGAUGGAGAACGAAAAGGAAAGAAAAAAAAACGCGAAACAAAGAGUGGGCUCGCGGGGAGGCAGACUAGCGAGAUUGACUGAGCCAAAGGGUUGUCUUUCCGGUGUUGCAGGAUGCACGCGGUUGGAUUGCACUCGGCGCUGGCCAUCAAGCGUCAGCGAAUGCGCCGGGACGAGCAGCGUCGCGCGCGCGAACGUCGUUAUAGCGCGCAAUCGGGCGAAAGCGGCCUGACGUCGCCUAGGGCCUCGACCGGAUCGCUGGACCACCACGGCAGGCAUCACAAGGGCACGCAUGGCGGGGGGCGAGGGGCCGGCCAGGGCAUGCUGGACACGAAGGUGGUCACCUCGAUCGGGAUGCUGCACAUCGGCGUGGUGUUCCUGGUGCUGGGCGCCUUCCUGCUGAUGAGCGGCCUGCUGCCGGGCGACCUCGCCCACUUUGGCACCAAGGCAACCGGCGGCUGGUGGAACGAGCUGGUCGCGGUCGGGCUGUUCGCCAUCUUCGUCGGCGUGUUCCUCAUCGUCCUGAAUCGCGUCAUCGCGAAGAAGGAGGAGGACGAUCUCGAGGAUUACGUGCAACGCCAGCUCACCAGGUCGCGCUCCGGCCAUCGACUCGAGCGGGACGUGGAGACCGGCGGGCUGACCACCCGCCACGCCAGACGGGCGAAGCAGAUGAGGCAGGUGUCGUCGGACACUUGCCUCGAGAUUAAGGACAACGGCAAGAUAGACGGCAGUGCCGGCAGCGGCAGCGGCAGCGGCGGCUCGCCGCCGCGGAGCCCGCCGCCGGCGUACACGCCGCAAGCCGCGAUCAACGGUGACAAUCAGUCGGCGGUCCAGUCGGCGCUCUACUUGGAGCAGAUCACCGAGGAGGAGAUCAUCAGCGACCGUGUCGAGACCUCGACCACCAACAGCCUCAGCCCGGGCUCGCCCAGCGAGACCCGGGAACUGCUGCAGAACGCGCGCUACUCCAAGCAGAACGGCAAUCCGCAGCAGGUUCACCGGCCGCUUUACAUCUCCAAGAUCUAGACGGUUUUUCCCUCACCGGGCUCGAGAGAGAACGACGGGACGGCGGACGACGCGUACGCGCGACAAAGUCCGCUUUUUAUCCAGCAUUUUUACAUCAGCGUCUUCCGACCGCACUAUACUUGGGAGUGAAAUUCCGCAGCCGACCACGUAUACUCCCACGUAUCUCCUGAAUCUCCUGGAUUACGACGGACGAUGAAAUUGCGAGGAGACGCAACGCCAAGAGGCGACGCCGCGAGUCGGGAAGACGAAACGCCCGCGCGGAUCAAGCGGCGACUUUUGCGCGACGUAACGCGGCCUGUACUCGGUGUUCGCGAGAGCGGAAACCUCGCGUCGCGAUGCCCGAGCGUUUCUUCCGGGGGAGGCGAAACUCGCGGGGCGCGUUUGAGAAGCGAAACUUUCGAUAAUCAUACACACAUAAUCACAAACACACACGUACAACACGCUCGACGGACGAGGUAGGAAGUCGAAGAAUCGAAUUCAAGGACCAAGAACACUAUCCGUGGAGAUUAUAUAGAAAGAGGCACAACUUUGCGAAACGACUUUGCUGUUAAAACGCAUUCUAUACAUAUAUAUAUAUAUAUUGGGAAGUACUCGAUAAAUAAUCCGUUGAAAUAAUCGUUUCUACUUAAAAAGAAAAUCUAUUAGGCGUAUAAGGGACGGCGCGUAUUACGGUAAUCCUCUAUGCACUUUUCACUUGUUCUGCGCAAGUUCGAUCCUCUCAUCCCCUAGUUGUUUCUAAACAUCGAGACUUUUAAAGAAACAUAUAUACAGGGUGUUAUGUAACACCCGCCUCACCUCUUAUUUACGGAUGGAGCGGACUACACUGACAACGAGUCGAAAAGUCCUCUACCAUUUUGCAACUUUCGCAAUAGUUAACGCGUUA
Vollenhovia emeryi is the source of this 3040-nucleotide messenger RNA. RefSeq lists its product as uncharacterized. Bases 1249 to 2157 code for a protein of 302 amino acids. The record is from RefSeq and is a predicted model, not a curated record. Lineage: Eukaryota; Metazoa; Arthropoda; Insecta; Hymenoptera; Formicidae. The transcript has a single exon.